AGGACGAAAGGAGUUUAUGACCCGAAUCUCAAUCCGUACGCCAAGGUGGGCGCGUCUUGUGCGCACUUCAAUCGUGACAGUUUUGCGGUGCCAGUGAACACGGCCGGUGCGGAAUCCGAACACCUUUUUUGUGACAGUAGCACCUGCCAACGGGUAUUAUUCAUGUGUUAGCCAAGGGUUGUUUCUUGGUGUACUGUGAGGACGCUGCACGAGAGUGCGUAAAUCAUUCGGGUAGCGAUGGCCGUAUGAAUUUUCCAAAACUACAAGUGACUGCGUACUUACUGGGGAGUAGUGAAUUUUACUUGGAGCAACAAUGUUUAACGACAGGAAACUUACGCCCGGACACGGGUUCGUGAAGGCGUACAGCAACAACUGGCUAUCACACCUUGGAUCCGUUUACAAAUACGAAUCACCAAAGGAUGUGCUUCGCAAGCCGAACCAUCAGCAUCGCAAAAUCGCCCUGUACAGCAUCCUGGCGAUGGCGUUCGUUGCCUUCUUUACACUCUUCAUGAUCGUGCACGAAGCGGACCGCAAAAUGCGCCGGCAGGUGAUCGUUUCGAGCUUCGACAACGAAACAGCGAUCGAACCGAGUGCCGGUGGGCUCAAUACCCUGCUGACGACGCCGUUUUCGUCCUCCAGUAUGGUGAACCGUACUGCUGGACAGGAGACCGCGGCCAGCCAGGAAGCAAGCGAAGAGAUGUCCAUAUCCAGCCACCGCGAACCACCGUCAUCGAAACGAACGCGUCGGCUACGGUACUACGGUGAGGACGAGGGUCGUUUACAUGUCAGCCGUGACCAGCUAGUACUACAUCCGGCGCGUACACUGAAUCCACCAGCACCCCAGCUCGUAUCGAGUGAAAGGCAAGCAUCGGCAGAAGUAGUUGUGGCUUCGCGUCGCUUUGAUGAAGCUGAUCAAGCGAAACCCAAACCAUUCCACGUGAAACUGCAAGGGCCUGUUCCGGUUGGCUUUCAGCAACAGCAACAACAAACACAACAGGAUCACCACGAUUCUCGCAUGAAUCGUUCGGUGGAUGGCAUCGACUGGGGUGCGCUCAACAUCCAGGACGUUAUCCGUCAACUAACACAGGCCAAGAGGCAACAGCAACAGCAGCAGCAGCUCUACUACCCCUACAAAGCCACCGCCGACCAGCCCUCCGAGUUUAACCAUCCCGUGUACCAGAACCAUCGCGUCAAGUUCACCGGAAUCUAUCGGCAUCCGCGAAAAAAUGGUGACAUUACGACGCUCUUUGGUGCGGCCUCGAACCGUCCUCAGGAAGUUCGUCUACAGGCACCGCAGCUCAUUAAUCAGCAGCUCCAGCACGUGAUGCCUGAUCCGCUGUACAACUUUAAGCCGCACGAUCCGAGCGAUGUGAAUCUGCUGGCGACGGAACAGUUCCGAUUCGCUCCACAGGAGCAACAGCAACAGCAACCAAGGCAGGGAAUGCCGUUCUCUGUCAUGUUGAACCUGGAACCGAUGCCCAUCGUUGGCAGGCCCUCACAGCACCAGCACCAGCAGCAGCGAUACAGGAAGCGGUUCCAGAAUCAAUAUCGAAAUCAACGCUACCUUGGCCAACCGUGGAAUGUGGGGCCCGGGGCCGAGCAGUCGUUCGCUCAGCUGUCACCGUACCGGGCGCGCCCAAUACCGAACAAUCCCUACGGUGGAAGUGGCGAAUACGAAGAUCGGGAAAAUUAUUUUCGACGGACAGGACAUCAGCAGCUGCAGCAGCAGCAUCGGCAACAGCAACAACAACAGGGCAUACCGGCAUUCGCUAGCCCUCUGAUCGGUCCCGGACGACUGAUGAUCCACUUUAACAUCUUCCCCAAGCAACAGCCCGCUACGGCGCAACGCAAAUCGGAAGUCGCGUUCGCUUCCACUGAGCUAAACACCUGGGAAGAACACACACAGGACCAUCCAACUCCUCCUAGUGCACUCACCACCCUACAACCGACGAUUCCAUCGCCCUGGAUUGGUUCACUGAUCGGCGCCCAAGAUGCACAGUCAUCGGUGACCACGCCAACGACCACACCGACACCCACGGUGGAGGUCAUCAAAUCGAUCGAAAUACCGACGCAGAUCAACUUCGAUCACGUACCGCUCGGGCGGCAUCCCCCCUCACCACGCCCACCAAAGUACCACCACAAUCCUUGGGCGGGCGAUGAAGCGAUCUGGGGGAAGCAGCAAUAG
Messenger RNA from Anopheles darlingi, 2185 nucleotides. RefSeq lists its product as uncharacterized. The record is from RefSeq and is a predicted model, not a curated record. NCBI's taxonomy places the organism in Eukaryota, Metazoa, Arthropoda, Insecta, Diptera, Culicidae. Bases 314 to 2185 code for a protein of 623 amino acids. The transcript is spliced from 2 exons.